UUUCCCAUGUUCUAUUCAAUAAUUUAAUAAAUAAAUAAAAUACAUAAUUCCGAGUGAAAUUAACUUUACUAACUCUGAGGUAUCGUGCGUGUGAUACAACCUGAGUCUCGUAUCAAAUCCGUAAGUGUACUAAUAAGUAAAUAAACUGUAUAUAUAAAAUUCACGUGAAAAGAAGCCGUAACUCAAAUUGUUAGAUUAUGGGAAACCGUAGUAUUUUUACGAAAGUGAAGCCGUAACUCGGAGCAUUUACGCAGCUAUGAAAACGAAUACGUACAUAUAAAUUUUCAAGGAUGUACAUGCAAAUGGAAUUGGGAGCUUAGACGUCCCUUAAGACCAUUUUGGAGCAUACUCCAUAAAUCAACGGGAAGUCUCGGCAGAAAUCAAAGAUGUUAACGAAGCAGGAAGACUAGGAAGGCUGUUAGGAUGAAGUUUUCAGGAUGACCGAGGGCCGGUGCUACGUGGAUUCGCCGGUGCUCGCCGAUCAUCAGCCGUUCAACCGGAAUGGAAAGACCCUCAGGGCCUCCAAGAAAAGCGUGCUCUUCUACACGACGGACUGCGGCGAUGAGAAGGAAGACCUUGGACUCAAACUUCAGCAAAGAUCCAUCUCCUUGACUGCUCUACACUCGGGAGCCGGGGCCCAGCAUCAUCAGCAGCAGCAACAGCAACAGCAACUUUUAGAGCCGAGGAUGGCGCAACUGGAGACGCUGGAGGCUAAGAUGGCCAGCAUCGAGGUAUCGUUAUCGACGACACCGAGGCGGAAAAAAGGUGGAAGCGUCUCGGGGGUGACAUCCCCCGCGGGUCAUCGAGCCCGGGACCACUGCAAAGAGCUAGAUGCACUUCGGGUUGCACUCCGCGACAAGGAGAACAUCAUCCAGACGUUGAAGGGCCAGCUGUGCAAUACUCUGAGCAACCGGUUGGCGCUACGCAACGGAGUGCCUCCUCUAACGGAUGCUGACAGGAAGGCAACCGAGGAACGCCUGCAGAGGCUGCGCCGCGACGCCGACAAUAAAAGGCUGGCCAUUAAGAACCUCAAACUGGCGCUCGAGCGUCUCGACAUUACCGACAAUAUCGACGUCCGAAUUCAGCAGGCAGAAUUGGAGUACAGACUCGGUAGGGAAGAGCUGGAACUUCUGACGCUUCGAGAGGAAAGCCGAGCUCUGCAGGCCGCCUUAGAAUUGGCGGAAACCCACGAGAAACAGAAGAACGAUACAAUAUUCAGUUGCAUCAAUGGCUCGACCCAGGUGACGGUUCACGCCGUGGAAGUGAGCGCUGAUCCGAAGAGUCCCAGGUUCGGAGCUGGUCCCAGAGACGACGCCCCAGGACUCUACGUGGACUGGGCCAUCGAGGAUUCGGGCCUCUGCAAAGGGGACAGGAUCCUAGAAGUCAACGGGAAGAUCGUAGUCGGAGCCGGAAGAAGCGACCUGGCGAGGCUCCUGGCCGUUGCACCGGAUGCUGCGCAGAUCGUAGUUCUCCGAAGGGGUGAAUCCUUGGCUGCCCUGCGCACCCUAAGAUCGGAUAACCUCAGACUCACCCACAGGAUCGGUUAUCUCGAGGAACAGGUUAGAGAUCUCCUGGCACCGGCGAGAUCUCCGAUCCCCACAGAUCCUCCUCCGAGUCGUCAGGAUCACGUUCAGGUAUUCCAAAAAGGACCGCAAGUUACGGCCCUAGUAGCGAAUCUUCCUGGUUUAAACGCGAACAGCCCCACCGAACUUCGUCAAAGUUUGCCCACGGUGAGAAAUCGCCACAGCGAUCAUUCCAGACGCUUCAGUGAAUCGCGAAGCUCGAAAGACAUAGACUUUGCUUCGGAUGGAGUUUCCAAUGGGCACCACAAGUCCAGAAGCAAGCAGAAGCACCAAGGCUUCCAGUUAGCCCGAUCUACGGCCAGCUUGAACAGCAAGCAAUCGCAAUCGCAAUCGCAGACGCAACGAAGAAGGUCGCCCAGAGUGGAGUCCGCCAUGGAGCACCUGCAAAAGAGUCGGAAGAAUCCCCCCACUUUGCAGUCUCUGGAAUUCGAUUCCGAGCCAACUUACUACAGAUUACAAGACUCCCAGUCCCGGGCAUCGGAGCACUCGGAGGCGUCGGUGGCGUAUAAUUCUCAGCAAACGAAGACUCGUCCGGCGCCGCCGAAGAAACCCCUUCGACUUUCUUUGCACCGAGCCGCGAGUCUUCAAUCGGUCGAAAGCGCGCCGCCAGCGCCGCCCCACGACGCUCAGAGGAAACCAACCAAAAGGAACCACCGUGGAGACCCACCGGUAGAGAAGAACUCGCGUACCGACGGUGCCUGCGAAACGCAGGCCAACGAGACGAGUUCCAAUAAUAAUCCGCCGCAGCCUCCGCCGAGGACGCCAUCUAGGGCGGAAUCGUGUCAGAGCGCCCUGAGGUGGCCGUCUCCAAAACCAAGGCCACAACUUGCUUCCGUUCCGAUGGAGAAAUGGUGCUGAUUGCGUAUUAUCAAAACGCGAUACAAAUUUCCGCAUUGUAAAUUACUUCCUUGAUAGACCACUGCUCCACAUUCCUGUUUUUAUACGCAUGAUUAGACCGCAACUCGAUAUAAACUUUCAGCGUGCCAGUUCAAGGACGUUCCAUUUUAGCGUUAUUUGCAGUCACGUGAUUUUUCCUUGCCACUCUCUAGCGUCAGAAAAAGAAAGUUCAAUUUUCCCAACUUCAGGGUCAACGAUACAAAAGCAGCAAUUUGAUGACAUUUUAGGGUCGAUUAAUGAAAUCAUGAGGAAUAUCCGUCUUCAUUGCGUAGAUGAAGUACCCUACAACACUUUUUAUUGUGAUGCCAUUUUUUUACUUUUAUCAAUUCCGGAAAAGUAAAUAGUGCUACCAUUUUUUCUUUCUUCUCUUCAAGUUUAUUUUUACAAAUAAUUGAUCUGCGCUCAUUGAAUCAUUCAUAAUUUGUAUUUACGAGCGAUAUGUGUUGUUUUGAUUUAAGAACAAAAACAUUGGUUCGAGUGAAAUUAUAUAAUUUCUGAUUCAAGUAGGUUUUAACGAUAACGUGUGUUACUGUCACGUGGCCCAAUUAACGCUAAAAUUAUAUAUACACCAAUUAUGUACAGAUAGUUCCCGUCUUUUCGAAUUAAUUGAUUCCUGACGACCGUUCUAAAAUCGAGAGUUAGUACUGUGUAAGUACAUUUGGUAUAUAAAUAAUUCUGUUAACAAAUACUACGUUCAUAAGAAGAAAUGUAUAAAUUAUAGAAAUAAGUGAAUGGAGAAUUCGUUAAGUGUAAACUGCCUGUAUUUCAGAAGUAAGACUGUACAGUAGCAAACAUUAAUGCCUUCUCUUCAUACAUUGACGACACUAUAUCCGUAGAUAAAGCAUUCAUGUUUUUUCCCUGUACAUUGUAAGAUUAACAAAGAAUUCAGAAAUCUCCAUAGAAGCCUAGAAUGCGGACGUU
Orussus abietinus is the source of this 3401-nucleotide messenger RNA. RefSeq lists its product as uncharacterized. Gene Ontology annotation, molecular function: protein binding. The coding region runs from base 438 to 2441 and encodes 667 amino acids. The record is from RefSeq and is a predicted model, not a curated record. The transcript has 12 exons. Lineage: Eukaryota; Metazoa; Arthropoda; Insecta; Hymenoptera; Orussidae.